Messenger RNA from Delphinapterus leucas (beluga whale), 255 nucleotides. The record is from RefSeq and is a predicted model, not a curated record. Lineage: Eukaryota; Metazoa; Chordata; Mammalia; Artiodactyla; Monodontidae.
AUGCCCACUCUGCUGCUCCCGCUGCUGCUGCGGACGCUGCUGGCCCGCCUGCUGCUGCCUGCUGCCCGCCUUGCCCGCCGGCACUUCCUGCCCCUGCUGCGCCGGCUGGCCCACCGCCUGGGCUCUCAGGAUAUGCGAGAGGCUUUGCUGGGCUGUCUGUUGUUUGUCCUCAGCCAGAGACACCCGCCGGAAGCUGGGGAGGCCUCCAGAGUGGCCCGCUUGGAGAGGAGGGACAGGCUAGCCUCCCAAAAAUGA